AUGAAAUCCAAUGGCAUGAUCAUAAGGGGGGCAGAACAGAAGUUCAACUUGGUGAUGAACUAUGCAGAAGAACUGCAUCAAAAAAUAGCAUCAGGAUUUGUGGGAAGGAUACGGCGAAAUGGCCGGGCUAGAAAAGAGCAACUUGAAGAAAUAGCAUUUCUGUUUUGCGAAGUCAUGACAGUCAACUACCUUGUCACACCUGAGCAAGUUGAUCAUCAUAUUGGCUUAGAAAUCCUUGAAGCAGAUUUACCAAUAAUAAUCAAACACAAGACAUGCAAAUUUUCCCAAUUCUUACGGGAUGGAAUAGAGAAAGCAUUCUCGACAGGGCCAGAACAUGGUCGAGCUACGCAUAAAGACUGGGAUAUAGAGUUGUGGAAUGCGUUUGAAAAUGUUCAAGCAGCCAUUCCAAUCUCUUUUGAGAAUCUCCCAGGUGAACUGCAAGCCCAAAGGAAGAAAUUUGGAUCCUUGAAUGGAAAAAGUUUUCAAUCCAUUCUUUCAGAAGGAGACCCUCAAUAUAGUGGAUCUGUCAUGGUUACACUUGGGCAAUAUGGGAUUCAUGGUGGAAGAGCUGAAAUAAUUCCAAUGUACAAUACUCCAGAGGUCUGGGGGCCCAUGAAGAAGGCUACAGAGAGAGAAUUUGGAACAAUUUCUGAAGAAAAUGCCAAAAUCUUGAUAAGAUCCUUAAAGCGUACCCAAAGGUUUAUCCAAAAUAUCCCAGUAUUUGAUAGAAUUUAUUAUGCCAUGAAUCAGGUCAAACCUUUUGAAAGAAGUAAUUUAUUAAGAGAUGUAGAAGCAAGAUUUGAAAAAUCAAAAGAUACCAAGAAAAUGUCAAAUUAUGAGAUCAAGACAUUGAAUAGAUUACUUCAAUUGAUUAUCAACCACUCAGAAAAAAUGGAUUACCCAGCUUGGAAGAAGAAUGUUUUCCGCGGAUUUUAUUACCUACCAAACUACUGUGUGAAGACCUUGGGAGAUAUAUUUUCUGAUUGUUUGAGGAAUUUACUAUUGGAAGGGGAGUAUUUCCGUGGAAAAACACAGCGAGGUCACUGGAUUGAACCAGAUUUGAUCUAUAAAGAAAUAGAGCAAAAAUGGCUCUUGGAAAAUACCAAAGUAGCAGUAGAUUGGCUUGUAGAAAGCUUUGCUGAAGCACGGAUUCAAUCAGGUCAGGAGGAAUUCAUGAUGAAAAGAGGGUCUUAUGAAUUACCCACCAUCAAAAUCAAAUGA
Messenger RNA from Puccinia triticina, 1221 nucleotides. RefSeq lists its product as uncharacterized. Lineage: Eukaryota; Fungi; Basidiomycota; Pucciniomycetes; Pucciniales; Pucciniaceae. The coding region runs from base 1 to 1221 and encodes 406 amino acids. The record is from RefSeq and is a predicted model, not a curated record. The transcript is spliced from 3 exons.